AUGCAAAUCCACUCCCCUCUUCGCCAUCUCGCACCUUCAUCUUCGCGCCUGACUGCCCGUCACACUCUCCAUCGCGCAUCUGCGACCCUCCUUAGCCCGGUCAUCCCCAUCAUUCGCACCCGUACUCCGCCCCGAUCCUCCUCCUCGACCCCUACCUCUGCCUGCCUGCGAUCCCUCAUGACCUCAACGAACCCGCAAACGCUCGCGUCCGUCUCAACGCACGAGACGUACCUCUCGCAAGGCAUCCCGUCCGCCUCGACCCUCGACCCCAACCCGAUCGUUCAGUUCUCGAAAUGGUUCUCACACGCUCAGUCCCGCCCAACCGACGUCCCCGAGCCUGAAGCGAUGUCCAUCUCCACCGUCAACUCCCAGACGCACAUCCCCUCGACCCGCGUCGUCCUCCUCAAGCAGGUUGACAAUCGCGGCUUCAUCUUCUACACCAACUACUCGUCGCGCAAGGGAAGGGAGCUCUUCCCUGACGGAGACCACGAGUCCGACUCACCGCGAGGAGGCUACGUCUCGCUUGCGUUCUACUGGCGAGCGCUUCACCUGUCAGUCCGCGUCGUCGGCAAGGCGGAGAAGGUCGACCGCGCGACGACGCAGGCUUACUACGAUUCGCGGCCCGUCGGAAGCCGCAUCGGCGCGUGGGCGAGCGAGCAGAGCACGGUCUUGAAGAGCGGCACGCGUGAAGAACUGGAGGAGCGGGUACACGAGUUUGAGCGGCGCUUUGGCGUCCCUGAAGGAACGGCGACCGGCUCAGCAGUCACGGCGGGACCUGCGUCCUCCGCUCCCGCGAAGCCCGUCGAGAACGUCAACAUUCCCGUUCCGCCGUUCUGGGGCGGCGUCAGGGUCGUCCCGUUCGAGGUGGAGUUCUGGGCGGGACGCGAGAGCAGGUUGCACGACCGCUACCGGUACACGAGGCCCGAGGGCGACGAGAAGAGCGAGUGGAAGAUCGAGCGGUUGAGCCCGUAG
Messenger RNA from Rhodotorula toruloides NP11, 972 nucleotides. RefSeq names its product pyridoxamine 5'-phosphate oxidase. The record is from RefSeq and is a predicted model, not a curated record. The transcript is spliced from 2 exons. Gene Ontology annotation, molecular function: FMN binding; pyridoxamine phosphate oxidase activity. NCBI's taxonomy places the organism in Eukaryota, Fungi, Basidiomycota, Microbotryomycetes, Sporidiobolales, Sporidiobolaceae. Bases 1 to 972 code for a protein of 323 amino acids. Gene Ontology annotation, biological process: pyridoxine biosynthetic process.